Messenger RNA from Ruditapes philippinarum (Manila clam), 1109 nucleotides. RefSeq lists its product as uncharacterized. The record is from RefSeq and is a predicted model, not a curated record. Bases 474 to 1109 code for a protein of 211 amino acids. The transcript has a single exon. Lineage: Eukaryota; Metazoa; Mollusca; Bivalvia; Venerida; Veneridae.
AAUGCUGCCCUCACACAUAAACCACGACCUUACUGCGACCUGAAAACUAGUAAAAUAGCAUUUUUCUUUUGAAAAUCGUUGGUUUUCUUUCAAAUUUCCAAAUUUCUCUCGCAGACGGUCCGGGGCUCUGCGGUCUUGUGUUCAGUACGUUUUCUCUAUGUCCUCAAUACGACCCUUCUACGUCCAUGGCGUUUCCACUGCGACUGUAUUGCGUCCCCAAGGCGACCCCACGGCAAUCAUCGGCGACCCAGCUGCGACUGUGCUAUGUUCUCUGCGUCCUUACGGCGACUCUACGACGACUAUUGCGUUUGUCCGGCGACUGUCCUGCGACUGUACGACGACCCUACUACGUUCUUGCUACGUCUAUAAAAACAAUACUUUUUACCAGUAAAUUUCAUUCUGAGUCUGACCUUCAACGAGUGAAGACGUAUAUUUAAUUAGUAUUAAGUUAAAUCAUCCAUAUUAUUCCAAAGAUGAGAGGCGGACGAGGCAAAAGAGCGAGGGUCUCUAAAGUGCUACAAGUUGACCCAGUCGCCGCUUCAGAUAUGCAGUUUGGUAGUGGUUCACAGUGUGUAGAAAUCGCGGCUUCAUCCACUGGCGGAGACGCAUACAAACAGUCUUCUAGUGGUCCACAGUCUGUUGAAACAGCGGCACCGCUAUCAGACCAAGUCUCCGAGUCGGACACUCAAUCUACCAGUGGUGAACAGUGUUACAGUUCUUCAAAGGUCAAUAAGUCCAGGUUGAUGAUGAGAAGUGACCUCACAGCUGAAGAUGAAGAAUCCAUGGUCGAGUGGUUGAGAGAAAACCCGCAAAUUUACAACAAAAAGCUAUCCACCUACAAGGAUAAAUGCAAGAAGGACGCUCUCUGGGCCGAACAGGCACAAGUUCUUGGGAAAGACGUCAGUAUGCUUAUUGUAUGGUACAGGUCAAUUCGUACACGGUUUGGAAAGCUGACUAAGCCGAAGUCUGGCGCUGGAACAGGUGACCGAACGGAUCGUGACCAGUGGAUCCUGACCAAGUUUGAGUUCCUGAAACCACAUAUUCAUGAAGUCCAGUCAAGUCAAGUCCAUAGUCAGCGUCGCCAAAGGUUUCCGAGCAAUUUCUUGUAA